CAAAUAUCUAAUGUGAGAGUGACAUUAUUAGUGUACACAAACUGUCGAAGCCAACACGUCAGAAAUGCUUCGAAAUAUCGCGAAGAUAGUGAUAUUUAGUUUAACAUUGAACAAUGUAUUUUGUGAUACAAACUAUAGACUGAACACACCAAUAACACCAUCAGAAUACUCCAUCUUAAUAACCCCAUAUUUCAACACAGGAGAUGAUAGAGCAUUCACCUUUGAUGGCGAAGUUAACAUAAAAUUUACAACUUCAACUAACACUAAUCAAAUAAAACUACAUUCGGAGGAUUUGAAAUUUUCUGCAGAAAAUAUAACGAUAACUGGUGGCACAUCGAAUUCAGUUAAAGAUGUACAGUUUGAGGAAAAAUAUACAUUUGCUUUGAUAAAUUUAGAAAAUGAAUUGCAAACUAAUGUUGAAUAUAAUUUGAAGAUUGUUUACGUUGGUCCAAUAAGAAAAGAUCUGAAAGGAUUUUACAGAAAUUAUUAUUACGACAAUGGAGUCAAGAAAUGGUUAGGUGCAACACAGUUUGAGCCAACACACGGUAGGAAAGUGAUCCCUUGCUUCGAUGAGCCGGCGUUGAAAGCUGUGUUCACGUUGACCAUCGAUAGACCCGCAAGCUACAAACAAACACGAGCCAACACCAAAUUACAGAGUAGUGUCAACCUAUCAAAUGGCUACGUGCGGGAACAGUUUUACCCUUCCCCUAAAAUGUCAACAUACCUGGUCGCGUUCCUUAUUUCGGAGUUCGAUGCAACAGUGAAUAUAAACGGGACGAACGAAUUUGGUGUGUACACCAGACCAGAGGCGAAGAAUCAAACUGACUAUGCCUUUGACUUUGGACUGAGGGUUGUACAAGCUCUGGGCGAUUACUUCGGAAUCGAUUAUUAUUCUACUAACAGUCAACUAGGAUUGGAUCAUGUCGCAUUACCAGAUUUCAAUGCAGGUGCUAUGGAGAACUGGGGUUUAGUAAAAUACAGAGAAGCCUUACUAUUGUACGUACCAGAAGUGUCAACACCAUAUUACAAGUACAGAGUGGCGCAGAUAGUUGCUCACGAAACAACGCACAUGUGGUUCGGUAACCUUGUCACCUGCCACUGGUGGAGUAACACUUGGCUAAAUGAAGGAUUCGCCAAUUAUUUCCAGGAUUACAUUACAGCUUUGAUAGAACCAGCUGUAGGCGCAGGUGACAUGCUUGUGACUGGCUCAGUAUACUCUGCUUACGAAGCCGAUGAUUCUCCCGAAGCUCCCGCUAUAACUAACAAUGAUGUUAACUCACCUGCUGAAAUCAGCGGUCACUUCGGCACAGUAACAUACCAAAAGGCUGGAUCUGUUAUCAGAAUGAUGCACCAUCUUAUUGGAGACGAAGCUUUUAAAUUUGGUUUGAACGCUUAUCUUAGAGCCAAUGAAUUCGACGUUGGUUAUCCGGACAGAUUGUAUACUAGUCUACAUAAUGCAGUGGUGACUUACAAUGCUCUUUCGGCGUAUCCAGAAACCGAUAUUACAAGUGUUAUGAGUUCUUGGAUAUCUAAAUCAGGCCAUCCCGUGCUGCAUGUUGAUGUCAACUAUGAGGAAAAUAAAAUCACUUUAACCCAAAAACGUUUCUACAUCAACUCUACGAUUGAAUCCGAUGAAUUAUACAAGAUACCAAUAACACUUACCACGGGUCUGUCUCCGAACUUCGAAAAUACCAAACCAUUAUUUAUAAUGCAUAACAAAACAGAAACGAUCGAUGUUCAAGUUAAGACGACAGAGAAUCAUUGGGUAAUUUCCAAUUUACAAGAAACAGGUUUAUACAGGGUGAACUAUGACACAGAAUCUUGGAAAUUAAUCGCUGCUGCUCUAAAGAGCAAUGAUCGGGAAAAAAUUGAUCAUAUAAACAGAGCUAAGAUUGUUAAUGAUUUAUUCGCUUUUCUUUAUGCUGAUGAAGUGAAAUUUGAACUUCUGUAUGAUGUGCUGGAAUUUUUAUCUGACGAAACACACUAUUCGGUCUGGAAUGCUGCUAUUCGAGGUUUAAAUAAAUUACGGUCUUUCUAUUUGGGAUCUGAUGCUUUAGAAAUCAUUGAGGAUUACGGACUGAAACUAAUAGAUAACAUCAUCAACAAAAUCGGCUACGAAGACAGAGCGUCGGAUGAUUUUGUAACUCUAAGAAAUCGUGCUCAAGUAACGGAAUUCGCUUGUAAAUUGGGACAUCAAGGCUGCGUGGAUUAUACCCUGGCAUUAUUUAAGAAACUGAAAGAAAACGGUACAGAGAUAGCUCCCAGUCUUCGUGUCGCUGCUUACUGCACUGGGUUACGAUAUGGCGGCGCUGAUGAUUAUGAGUUCUUGUGGCGACGCAUGUCCACCCACAAUGUGGCCAAUGAAGCCAGGACUAUUGGAGAGAUCCUCGGCUGCACAACUGAUAAGACUCAGCUUAAUAGAUUCCUAGUGUCAAUGCAAGUAGAAGACAGUCCAAUAAAGACACAGGACCUAACAGUUCCCGUAUCGAGUGUCUUAUCUCAAUACAAGAACGUACCCGUCGUUCUAGAAGCUUUGGAACAGAAUUUCACUGCCUGGACUGAAAUAUAUACAACCUCAAUAGACUCUGUGUUGUCUACUAUUGCUAAUAGCUUGCGUACUGCUGAUGAAUUUAAGAAGUUCGAAGACUGGUUGAGUUCGUGCAGUCAAUGCAGUGAGCAGACAGUGACCGCGGCUAGAGGGGGCUUGGGAAAAGCGCGCGCGACUGUCUCCUGGGCCGAUAACCAUAAAGCUGAUAUUAUGAAGAGCCUUAAGAAUUUAGGGACUACCACCACAGCUUCCUUCGGUAUAUUAAUAGCUGGUGUAUUAAUCUCUAUGUGUGGUAAAUAUUAAAAACUAGCGUUUAGUUGGCACAUGGUAA
Papilio polytes (common Mormon) is the source of this 2879-nucleotide messenger RNA. RefSeq names its product membrane alanyl aminopeptidase-like. Gene Ontology annotation, biological process: peptide catabolic process; proteolysis. Gene Ontology annotation, molecular function: metalloaminopeptidase activity; peptide binding; zinc ion binding. Bases 65 to 2851 code for a protein of 928 amino acids. The transcript is spliced from 15 exons. The record is from RefSeq and is a predicted model, not a curated record. Gene Ontology annotation, cellular component: cytoplasm. NCBI's taxonomy places the organism in Eukaryota, Metazoa, Arthropoda, Insecta, Lepidoptera, Papilionidae.